Saprolegnia parasitica CBS 223.65 is the source of this 1192-nucleotide messenger RNA. RefSeq lists its product as hypothetical. The transcript has 10 exons. Lineage: Eukaryota; Oomycota; Saprolegniomycetes; Saprolegniales; Saprolegniaceae. The record is from RefSeq and is a predicted model, not a curated record. Bases 161 to 1192 code for a protein of 343 amino acids.
CCGUGUUUUCGAAGCGUCACGCGUGUGUGCGACGGGUAGCUCACGCGCCGAAAGCCUGCAGAGGGGGUCUUGUGUGCACUCAAGUGACAGAACCGGCGUCCAGUGUGCAUUCCGACGUACAUCGCAACGCCUUUCCGAGAGUCAAGGAGACGAUCGACAAAUGGAGCCGCCGACGCUACUCGAGCUGGCGCUACGUGCGAUCGCCCAACACAUCUUUUGCUUUUACAACUCUGCACUGCUGGACGAAGGCUCGUUGCCGGACGCUUUUCAGCAUCUCCUGCAUCGCUUCGACGUGGCGCACGCCCAAGGUCUUCGGGAUGGCGACUACCUCCAUGACAUUUUCAAGCAUCAUUUGACGGGACUUGGAACCGCCAAGCCGCUUGCUACCGUCUACGCGCAGCUACUAUGGGGCCAUAAGCACGCGUGGACUCCCCGCGAAAUCGAGUACUUUGGUUUGUCUGGAUUGGUUGCGGCCGACUUGGGCACGUCCAUGGACCCCGACCACACGCCCGCGACAACAACAAUUGACGACGAGAGUGCCGUGACCGAGGUCGACCAAACCUUCGCGUCAAGUCGCCGCGUCCUCGAAAUCCCUCCGACAGAUCCAACAGUCGCGAUUCAAAACUUGACGGUCGUCACCAAGUGUCUCGAGCCGCUGACCAAUGCGUUUGCCCACGCGUUGGCCGACAUUCUCUUGCGCUACGAUCGACUCGUCGAGGUGCGGCUCGUCUCGUGCCUGUUGGGACCGGCGGGUGUGGUGCUUCUCGCUGCCAGCGCCGCCACGUCCACGUCCCUCCGGGUCCUCGACUUGAGCAACGACUGGACCGAGCACGACGCGAGCUGCGACAACGUGGUCGGGAGCCAUGGUGCUAUCGCCGUCGCCACGGCCAUAUCCACGUCACCGUCCUUGACAAAGGUGGCUCUCAAUGGCACGCGACUUGGGUACAAAGGCGGGCGCGCGCUCGCGGCUGCGAUCGCCCACUCGCGCUCGCUUCGGUGCUUGCAUCUCCGUCGCUGCAAAAGCGUUGCACGCGCCGCGGCAGCGCUUCUUGCCGCCUACGACGCCUCCCAUUCGCUUGUCGAUUUGGACAUGGAGUGGUGUCGACUGCCGGCCGGUCUGGGCGUUCAGCUGUUUGACCUGCGCGUCCAGCGGCAGGCCGUGGCCCCCGAGGCGGCGACGACGACCAAGUAA